ACUCCGGAACAGCAGGAAGCGAUUGCAAAAGCAAAAAAGUUUGCCAUGGAGCAGUCAAUCAAAUCAGUGUUGGAAAAACAAACCAUUGCCUAUCAGCAGCAACAGCAAAAGUCGCUUCAGCGUCACCAGGCUUUGGUUCUAAUGUGCCGAAUCUACGUGGGCUCAAUCAGCUUUGAGCUGAAGGAAGACACUGUUCGACAGGCAUUUAGCCCUUUCGGCCCCAUCAAAACGAUAAAUAUGUCUUGGGAUCCAACUACCCAGAAACACAAAGGCUUUGCCUUCAUUGAGUACGAAGUUCCUGAAGCAGCUCACUUGGCGCUAGAACAGAUGAAUGGUUUUAUGAUGGGCGGAAGAAAUAUCAAAGUGGGUCGACCGUCAAACAUGCCACAAGCGGCGGCUAUUAUUGAGCAGAUUCAAAUUGAAGCAAAGUCUUUUAGUCGCAUUUACAUCUCAUCUAUUCAUCCCGAAUUGUCAGAGCAAGACAUUCAGUCAGUAUUUGAAGCCUUUGGCACUGUCAAGUCGUGCAAACUCGCGCAAGCUCAAGUGGGAAAACACAAGGGUUUUGGCUACGUUGAAUACGAGUCUGAACAGUCAAUGGUUGAAGCAAUUACUGCUAUGAAUAUGUUUGAUUUGGCUGGACAGAACUUGAGAGUUGGCCGAGCAAUUACACCGCCAAACUGCUUUGAAGCAGCCCCAACAACUCCAACCUCAUUACCAACUGCGGCGGCCAUUGCAGCCGCUGCGGCUACAGCUAAAAUUCAAGCAAUGGAUGCCGUUGCUGGAACAAAUGGCUCUCCAAACAUUCCACAACCGGGACUUGCUUUCAGUCAAUUUGGAUCUCAGCCAGCAGUUAUGGCUUCAACUGCACCGGGACUGAUAACGGGUGUCACCAUAACUCCAAACUCUGCAACUCCGCCAAUUAUUAUUCCACCACCAAUGCUUGUUACCACACUUCCUUUGUCGAUCAAAAAUGCCAAUGCAAAUGGCAAUGUACCAAAUAACUCAAAUGGAGCACCAUCAAAUGAAAAUGUUGCCGAUUCUACCACAGCCAACGAAAAGGUGUUGGCAGUGAAAAGUGAAAAUGGCUCCUCAGCACUAGCUUCAGCGGUCGAACAACCUAUUGAAGCCAUUCAGGAAGAGGUGCAGACACUGCAGCAGCAGGAGAAUGUCGUCAUAAAAGGUUCAAAUGCACGUCAAGUGUUAAUGCAUAAGCUAAUGAGAAAAAAUGAAUCUAGAGUUGUUAUUUUGAGAAACAUGGUCGGCGCUGAGGAUAUCGACAACGAUCUUGAGUCCGAAGUGACGGAAGAAUGUGGCAAGUAUGGCAACGUUCGAAAGGUAAUCAUCUACCAGGAGAAGCAAUCAGAAGAGGAAGACGCGGAAAUUAUUGUAAAAAUUUUUGUCGAGUUUACGAGUUUGAAAGAGGCUAUUAAGGCGCGCGAUGCUCUCAACGGAAGAUACUUUGCGGGCAGAAUCGUCAAAGCGGAACUUUAUGACCAGAUAUUAUACGACGAUAACGACUUGUCUGGAUGA
Molecule: messenger RNA, 1530 nt
Organism: Rhagoletis zephyria (snowberry fruit fly)
Lineage: Eukaryota; Metazoa; Arthropoda; Insecta; Diptera; Tephritidae
Source: RefSeq, a predicted model, not a curated record